AUGGACAGAUUGGAGCGAGCUGUGGCCAAGUUGGUGGACAGAUUGGAGAGAGCAGUGGCCACGCUGACAGACAGAUUGGAGAGAGAUGAGGCCACGUUUACAGACAGAUUGGAGAGAGAUGAGGCCACAUUGGUGGACAGAUUGGAGAGAGCUGAGGCCACAUUGACUGACAGAUUGGAGAGAGAUGAGGCCACGUUGACUGACAGAUUGGAGAGAGAUGAGGCCACGUUGACUGACAGAUUGGAGAGAGAUGAGGCCACAUUGACUGACAGAUUGGAGAGAGCUGAGGCCACGUUGACUGACAGAUUGGAGAGAGAUGAGGCUGUGUUUGUGGACAGAUUGGAGAGAGCUGAGGCCACGUUGACAGACAGAUUGGAGAGAGCUGUGGCCACAUUGACUGACAGAUUGGAGAGAGCUGAGGCCACGUUGACUGACAGAUUGGAGAGAGCUGAGGCCAUGUUGGUGGACAGAUUGGAGAGAGAUGAGGCCACGUUGACUGACAGAUUGGAGAGAGAUGACGCCACGUUGACUGACAGAUUGGAGAGAGAUGAGGCCACGUUGACUGACAGUCUAUGA
Ylistrum balloti is the source of this 576-nucleotide messenger RNA. RefSeq names its product localization factor PodJL-like. The transcript is spliced from 2 exons. The record is from RefSeq and is a predicted model, not a curated record. NCBI's taxonomy places the organism in Eukaryota, Metazoa, Mollusca, Bivalvia, Pectinida, Pectinidae. The coding region runs from base 1 to 576 and encodes 191 amino acids.